This is a messenger RNA of Rotaria socialis, 423 nucleotides long. Lineage: Eukaryota; Metazoa; Rotifera; Eurotatoria; Philodinida; Philodinidae. The record is from the annotation of a GenBank genome assembly.
AUGACAUUACUAUACUUAUUGAAUGAAGCAACAGUUUUAACUCAAGCUGAUCAAACAGUUACUAUUAGUAUGUUUGGACCUAUUCUUCUUAAUUUAUUAAGCAAUCUUGAACUGGAAAGGAAAAAAUCUGAACGUGUGUAUUUAAUGUGUGAUGCAUUAAUUUCCUCAUUAAAAACACGUUUUGGUGGUUUUUAUAAACAUUUCUCCAUUGAAAUCGAUAAUUGUAAAGUCAAAAUUAAUACAAAUGCCAAUACAUCAUGCUUAUAUGAUGAUCCACUUUUUUUAAUGAGUGCAGUUGUAGAUGGUCGUUUUAAGUUUCAAUGGAUCAAUGAAUGUACCUUAUUAUCUGAUUUAACUAAAACCGAUAUUAUUUCAACUAUUAAACAAUGUCUUAUUGAAGCAUCAAUAAAACUUAAUUCAUAA